AUGAGUAGUACUACUACAAAUACUAACAGUGGUAGUAGUAAUAAUAAUAAUAAUACUCAGAGUAAAUCGACGACUUCAACAACUCCACAUCAAUCAUCUUCUUCAAACCUAUCAAAACAAAGUAGUAAUAAGUCAUAUAAAUCUUCAUCAUUUAAGCAAAAGACAACCUCAUCAACGACUACUACUACUUCUACAUCUUCACAACAACAACAACAACAAUCUCCACAAAAAUAUGUAAAGAAAUCAGAUCAUCAACAUCAAAGACAACAACAUCAACAAACAAAACAACAGUCAAAUAUAAAUAAUAGUCAAGAUAAUAAUAAUUUUGAUUUACAACAACAACAACAAAGAAUACAUGAUUUAAAUUUAGUUGAUGAUAUAGAUGUAGAUAUACCGACUGCAUUUGCAACGAUUGCAUCUACAGCACCAACUUUAUUAAUGCCAGCAAAGUCAGGAAGACCCUGUGUUGUUGGUGUUAUCGGUGACUCUAGUAAAGGUAAACAUCUCUUUCUCAACAAACUGGUCAAUGACUCUGUAUUCCACAUCAUAAACUUGCAGCCAAACAACAAUAGUGCCAACAUCACACCCGAAGACACUGUCAAACUCGAGAUCUACAACGAUGCAUCCAAAGACAACGUAUACAUCAACUUAAACUCUGUUAGAGAUACCAAACUUCUAAUAAAUGCAUGGGAGUUAAUUGAUAUAGAUAAUUCAAAUGAAGUAGAGAAAUGGUUGGAUGAUGCAGACUAUGUAUAUUUAAAGUAUCUUUUAUUUAUGUUUCAUAUUUGUAAUGUUAUAUUUUUGGUAUUUGAAAAUCUAACAAUGAAAUUAGAGUAUUUCAACUUGUUCAAGAUAUUGAAGCAUGUCAAACAGAUGGCAUCACCAGCAAUCAAUAACCUGUUGGCAAAGCAGAAUAUCCCGACGGAUUUACACCCAUUCCUCACACCUGGUAGGUGUAUCCCCAUUCUCCAAGUAUUCUUGGUGAAGGAUCUCACCGAUAACUACUCGAGAGAGUUUCAUUUGAAACUGGAAGAUGGACUUAAGAAACAAAUCCUAACGAUUCUUAAGAACAAUGGUUUAUUUACACCAUUCAGUUGUUUUGCAAAUGCAAAAAAGGAUUCAAGUGUACUUUUCUUAAUUGAAAUGAAUAGACCGUUAGUUAGAUUAAUAAGAUUAUAUCAAAUGUAUAAUAUAUCAGCUCCUACCUUACCAAAUAACUUGAUUAGCAACAACAACAAUAAUAAUAGUAAUAAUACAUUGAAUCUAUCAUCUAAUAACAUUAAUAAUGAAUAUAUACCACAGCAACAACCAUUACAACAACAACAACAACAACAAGCUAAACCACAAUCAAUUCAAAAACAUUUUAGAUUCUUCUCACAACUCAUGAAUGUAUAUGAAUCUGGAUAUCAUAAUAUUCCUACUGCUUGUAUUAACAGCUAUAAACAAUCUCUAGUUAAUCUACAAUGUGAGCAAAUCAACUUUAUAAUUAUAUUAAUCACACAAUCCAUCAAGCUUCCAGAGUAUAGUCUAUGGGAGAGAGUUAUUGUUUCACUUCAAUCUUUCUUUGAACAAAAAGAUAAUGUACUUGUUAACUUGAAGAAUUCUCUUGGUGUAGAUACUCAAUUCUCAACAAAGAAUUGUCAAAACUAUUAUAAGAGUGCGUUAGAUCAAUAUUUAGAUGGACUGCCUGCUAUCUAUGGAACCAAAGCUCAUCAAUCAAAGCUACAAAAAGCAAUAAAGACACUGAGCUUCUAUGCUGCCGGCCCGUCACUCGACCAAUUCGUUGCAAACCUAACAGCGGAAUGCGAAUCACAUUGGAAGAAAGGCAGGAAACUCUGCGAAGCGGAAUCUAUCACCGGUCGGCUGUGCACUCACAAAACGCACCCUCUGCCACCGAAAGAUGGCUCGUCACCGGCCGAUCCCGACGCGAAACCACACCACUCUGGAUUCCGUACGCUCGGUUCCUGCAAUUGCGGCAAGUCGAUCAAGUUGAGAGAAGAUAUUUUCGAUCUCGACUAUGGCAACUGCGAGUUCUUCCAACAGGAUUGCUGCUCUGCCUACCAGAAGAUCGAGUUGCCAACGACCAACAUGCAUCUAAUACCUGCUUCGUCGGUGACACCCAAGCGACUGCAGUCGACCAACAUACCAUGGCUCUCACUGCUUCGUCAUGGAAAGUCGUCGAUCUACAACGCACAAGACGGUGUACCUGGCGACGGAUACUUUGUAAACAAUGAAUCGAUACUACAAGACUGGGAUUUCAAGAGAGUAAUGAAUAUUUGGAAUCUAAAUAAUACCAACAACAACAAUAAUAAUAAUAACAAUAACAACAAUAAUACAAAUUCUACAACAACAACAAACACUACAAAUUCAACAUCAAACUCUAAUGUUAACAAAGAUACUACUUCUAUAAAAUAUGAAGUUGGUAAACUAUCGUUUGAAUAUCAAUGUCCACUCGGUCAUAGAUUCUAUGAGAAAAGAAGAUCAAGAAAGUUCUUCAUCUCUGUCAAUAGCAAGAAUGAAUACAAGAUCUUCUAUCAACGCCAACUGCUAGAGAGUUGCAAUUCUAAUGAGUGCGACUAUUUCGCUCAAUUAAUGAGAGUAGUCAUGAUACCAACCAUUGAUUUAUCAUUCCAACCAAUUAUAGAAAUUUCACAAUCAACUGAAAAGUUUGCAAAUAAAUGGGAAUUUAGUUUAGAAUCUACCACACCAUUAUCAAAAGAUCAAUUCUAUACAUUAAGAUUACCUUUGUUUGUUUUGUUGUUAUUAUAA
Messenger RNA from Heterostelium album PN500, 2769 nucleotides. RefSeq lists its product as uncharacterized. NCBI's taxonomy places the organism in Eukaryota, Evosea, Eumycetozoa, Acytosteliales, Acytosteliaceae. The record is from RefSeq and is a predicted model, not a curated record. The transcript has 9 exons. Gene Ontology annotation, biological process: nuclear-transcribed mRNA catabolic process, nonsense-mediated decay. Bases 1 to 2769 code for a protein of 922 amino acids.